Phytophthora infestans T30-4 is the source of this 894-nucleotide messenger RNA. RefSeq names its product palmitoyltransferase, putative. The record is from RefSeq and is a predicted model, not a curated record. NCBI's taxonomy places the organism in Eukaryota, Oomycota, Peronosporomycetes, Peronosporales, Peronosporaceae. Bases 1 to 894 code for a protein of 297 amino acids. The transcript is spliced from 4 exons. Gene Ontology annotation, molecular function: protein-cysteine S-palmitoyltransferase activity. Gene Ontology annotation, cellular component: endoplasmic reticulum; Golgi apparatus. Gene Ontology annotation, biological process: peptidyl-L-cysteine S-palmitoylation; protein targeting to membrane.
AUGCUGCGUGUUCACGACAAUGCGCUGCUUCGUUCGGUGUCAGUGCUGCCUGUGUUGAUGGUAGCAGCGAUCAUAACGUUGGAAUACUAUGUGUUUAUGACGGAGCACUGGGUAAAAGAGUUCCAGAGGUCGGUGGGGUUCUUCGUACCGCUGCGGAUACUGGAAGCAAUAAUCUUCCACUUUGUGGUUGGAUGCAUGCUGGUGGCGUAUUAUAAGGUGGUGUUCACAGACCCUGGAUAUGUCACGCCUACAGUUGUUCAACACAUCAAAGACGCCAUGCAACAAGUGAUGGAAGCAGGAAGCAAAAGUCCACCGAUAAUAAACACCUGUCGGAGGUGCAAACUGCUCAAACCUUUCCGAGCACACCACUGCAGCUUCUGUAAUCGUUGUGUGCUGAAAAUGGAUCACCACUGCCCAUGGGUCGCGAAUUGCGUCGGCGAAGGCAACUACAAAUUCUUCUUUCAUUUCGUCGUGUACGCGUUCUUAGCACUGUCAAUGUGUGUGAGGGCGCUAUCGGGGCCUUUUCAAGCGGCACUCUUCAGUGAAGACGCACCUCGUGGAGCGUCCAACUUCUCUGCCAUGGCAGUUGUCGGGUUCGUAUUGGGCGGUGCGUUGGCUAUCAGUUUGUUGGGAUUCAUAGCAGUUCACUCGUACCUCCUGGUGCACGGAGCCACCACGAUCGAGUGCCACCAGUACGGCCGUGCUUUCCCGUUCAAUCAAGGAUGGCGGAAAAACUUUAAUGACGUGUUUGGAGACACCACAAGAGACUGGUUACUACCCACAACACCCGCACGGAAGCAACGCUACGUUUUGCAUCCAGCAGAGCUCGAGCAUCUCACUGCAGACAGCUGCUUCGGCGACUCCAGUGACCAAGAAGACGACAGUUUGCUAUAG